Molecule: messenger RNA, 1212 nt
Organism: Exophiala oligosperma
Lineage: Eukaryota; Fungi; Ascomycota; Eurotiomycetes; Chaetothyriales; Herpotrichiellaceae
Exons: 5
Coding region: 38-1123 (361 amino acids)
Source: RefSeq, a predicted model, not a curated record
CUUGUAUCAACUGCAGCAGAUAAAACCGCUUCAAGAGAUGCCGAGCGAACUGGAGGAACUGGUCGAGUUCCUCCACCACGGUAAUACCCAGAUUAGACAACUUGCCUGUGAGCAUCUAGUAGGACACUCGUCGGAUCCCGCCGUGUUCAAGAACCCGCAACUGGUUCCUAUCCAGGACCUGAAAUUGCUCGUUCGCGACUAUCCCCCUAUCGCCAAAAACGCACUCACAAUUCUCGUCAACGUCAGCCACGAUGGAGAGGUGCUCGAGAACCUGGCAUCAGAUGAUGCAUUUGUCGAGACGUUGUUAAAGAAGAUAACAAAUCCGAAAGAAAGGGCUGCAGAUGAGGUUGCCAUGCUUCUCUCAAAUCUCGCCAAAUCCGAACGCCUGGAGCGAUUAAUCAGCCUCGAAAGACAGAAGCCAGAUAAAUCGGUAUCGACAUCUCCAUACGCUUUAGACCAACUGUUCGACUGUUUCGUCAAAGGAGCGGAUGGCAAUCUCAACAAGGACGCCAGUUUCGAUUACCUAGCAUAUCUUCUUGCAGACAUGUCCAAGUACAAAGCUGGACGUGAUCACUUCCUGAGCAAGCGUGAAUAUGACGGCGUGGUGCCUAUUAGCAAGUUGACCGUCUUUACGGAGCAUAAAAGUGAUGUCAGAAGAAGAGGAGUCGCAAGUACUAUCAAGAAUGUUGCGUUCGAGGUGGAGAAACACCCUUUGCUUCUCGCCGAUGAUUAUGAGAUGGUUGAGGGUGUUCCAGGAGUCAACUUGCUGCCAUACAUUUUGCUGCCUCUUGCGGGCUCGGAAGAAUACUCAGAAGAGGAGUCGGCGGCCAUGCUGCCAGACUUGCAAUUACUGCCACCAGACAAGGAAAGAGACAAAGACAACGAGAUCUUAACGACACAUUUGGAAACCCUACUGUUGCUGAGCAGUACAAGAGAGGGCAGAGACAAGUUGAGGAGUGUUCAGGUCUACCCGUUGGUCCGAGAGACACACCUUCACGUCGAUGAUGAGGCAGUGAAACAGGCGUGUGAUAGGCUGGUCCAAAUCGUUAUGAGGGACGAAGAGCAAGCACCAAGGAUAGAGGAGGUGAUUGAUGAGGAUCAAAAAAUGGAAGAGAUAUUUUAAUGCCCUUGAAAUAUAAAUGGCACGUGUUAUCUCCUGUAAGGUAGGCGACAAGGUAGUUCCACAUCCACUUGACUGUGUUGCCAAAGAAA